CCAGUUAACAGUUACAGUAGAUAAUAUACAUAACAAGAAUUUACUCGAAGACAGUAGCCUAAUUACAGGUGAUAAAGUAAGUUUAAGAGCCAGCAGUUUAUAAAACCCAGAUUUUUUCAGAAUGAGUGCAUCAAGAGAGCAAGCUAAACAAUAUUUAGCCAACCACAAAAUACCUCAGUUAUUUGAAAGUUUAUUGAGUUGUCUGAUGAUCGAAAGACCAGCCGAUCCAGUAGCUUACCUCGAGACAAAGAUGGCACAUUUAAAAGAUGUUGGUCUCCAUAAUAUCAACUGGGAAACAUUCGUCAUGCACCUUCAUCCCUACCGAGAUCCAGUCAGACUGUCCCUAGUUCGUGAUGGUAGUAAAUAUGAGAGUGAAAUGAUGUCGUCAGGAGAUAGCUCUAAUAACAGUCUAAAUUCUACUCUAAAUACCAGCAGUGAUUCCUAUAAACCAGAAUUAUUCCAGUUGACUGAGACUCAGUCAUGAUCAAAACAAAUUGUUACUCACAAUGUGCUCCUUAUUGUUCAUAAAUUCAUGCAUUUGUUAAUAAUUUAUCUAAAUCUAAUCAUUUAAUGUAUAUUUUUAUAAACUUUUAAUUUAUAACGCAAUUGUUUAUUUUAAAUUAUGAUAAAUGAUAUAAAAUUUUGCCUGGGGUAACGGAUCGUGAUUUUUUU
Messenger RNA from Lottia gigantea (owl limpet), 672 nucleotides. RefSeq lists its product as hypothetical. Lineage: Eukaryota; Metazoa; Mollusca; Gastropoda; Lottiidae. The transcript has 2 exons. The coding region runs from base 122 to 484 and encodes 120 amino acids. The record is from RefSeq and is a predicted model, not a curated record.